AUGGGCCCUAAGGUAGACAUGAAAAAGAUAGAGAAUCCCACAAAAUGUCAAGUGGCAUUCUCUAAGCGUAGAAGUAGUCUCUUCAGGAGGGCCCAUGAAAUCUCAGUCCUAUGUGAUGUGGAUCUCGCGCUCAUAGCCUUCUCUCCCUCUGGUCGCCUUAACAAGUUUUGUAGCCGAAAGAGGAUUGAAGAUGUGAUGCUACGAUAUAUUGACCUGCCACCAGAUAAAAGAUUUCGAAUCAGUGUAAGUUCUUUUGUCCCUGAAUUUCCCUUUGAACAAAUUAUUGACAUUGUGUUGAUCAUUAUCUUGAUGUUUAAUAACUUCGAUUAUGUUUCUCCAAAGCUUACUGAGCUAAAGUUAAAGAAGUCCAAAAUCGAACAUGAGAUUCUCGAAGCCAAUCUCAGAAAUUAUGAGCCAGAACCAGAACGUGAUCCUUCACUAGCUCAACUCUUAUGGUGCGAGAAAAACUUGAAAACCUCUUUGCAAAGGGUCAUGAAUAAAAAAAGAACUUUGCUUGGGAAUUUGGCAUCUCCACACGGGGAUUUCAAAGUUUCGGGUCAUGAUCAGGCAAAGCAGAUGGUGGGGAUUAGCGGUCAAGUUCUUGCACCUAUUUCCCGCGACUGUAGUCAGAAUGAACUAAACAUUGCAACUCAAAACCCUGCUUUUAGCAAUCUUAUAAUGCAACUAGAUCCCUGGAUUAGUCCUUACAGUUCCAAGGUUCGUGAGAGAAUACUUAAAAACCUAGAAGAACAGGCAAAGGGUAUAUCAGUUGGUAAUGGCCAAAUUGGUGCACCCAACUUCACCAUGACUGGCUUGCCUUCUGUAUAUCAAUCUGGACUCCCAUUCACAACAUCAGAAACCUAUGUUCCACCAGGUUACACUCAUGCUUUGACUCAGCCUCCAGCCAUAAUCAACAAUCAAAUUGCCCCUAUAAUUCCUAAUCAGCCUUUGGGAGUGUUAGACAGCACAUCCAUGAACAAUCUUGACUGGCAAAAUAGUUUGGCACCAAUGACUUGGUUGAACGAGAAUCCUAAUGAGGUUAACCAGGUCACAUAUGGAAAUAGCAAUACCUCUCAGACUAUGAAUAUGAAUCUACCUUUGACCUCUGAAGGGGUUUUGUCUCCCCCAGGGUAUGAACCUUUCUUUAGUAAUAAUACUGUUUCCACCAGCUCCUACAGCAACAACAACAACAACAACAGCAAAAAUGGUGAUAUUGAUGCAAAUGAGAAACUCCUAGGAUCUCCUAGUCAAGUGCUUCCACUGCCUGAAUCUUCGAAGGACUUGCAAUUGCCCAUUUACAUUUCUAAUGAAGGUGUGAUGGGUUAUGAGUCAAAUGGCACACUCAUGAAUAAUGCAACAAACAAGGACGUUGGCUCAAGGGAAUGGGAUGACCUUGUCUCAGCAAAAAACUUUCACUUGGAGGAUCUUGAUGAUUUACUCUGA
This is a messenger RNA of Quercus robur (English oak), 1443 nucleotides long. RefSeq lists its product as uncharacterized. Gene Ontology annotation, molecular function: protein dimerization activity; RNA polymerase II cis-regulatory region sequence-specific DNA binding; DNA-binding transcription factor activity, RNA polymerase II-specific. Gene Ontology annotation, biological process: regulation of transcription by RNA polymerase II. The record is from RefSeq and is a predicted model, not a curated record. The transcript has 11 exons. Lineage: Eukaryota; Viridiplantae; Streptophyta; Magnoliopsida; Fagales; Fagaceae. Bases 1 to 1443 code for a protein of 480 amino acids.